Molecule: messenger RNA, 1808 nt
Organism: Manihot esculenta (cassava)
Lineage: Eukaryota; Viridiplantae; Streptophyta; Magnoliopsida; Malpighiales; Euphorbiaceae
Product: protein ASYMMETRIC LEAVES 2
Exons: 3
Coding region: 748-1413 (221 amino acids)
Source: RefSeq, a predicted model, not a curated record
UGAAAAGAAGGGAAGAAAAAGAUGGUACUAGAUACUAGUAGUGUAGCGUGCAGACCACAGAGAGGGAGGAAAUGUCAUGUCAAAACAACACAACAUGCUCCAAAUCUCUGAAGAGACUGAAUAAGGAGUCAUAAUAAGAACAAACACAACCUCUCACUCUCAAUCACUCGCUCUGUCUUUCCUUUUCUUCUCUCACUCACUCUCGGCCUGUGUUUGCUUUCUCCGCGUCUCCUUAGCCUCUGCUUCUGGGGGGACUUUCCCCUUCUCCUUCGCUGAUAUUACCAAUCCCCCCCCCCCCCCCCCCACACUCUCUCUCUCUCUAGCUCAGACUAACACUGGCUUUCAUCCCCUUCUCUCUCCUCCCCCAUACGUUAGGCACGCCUACUCUCCAUCAUCUUUAUAUGCAUAUUCUUUCCAUUUGUUUCCGGCGAACAAGUAGAAGCGAUAAGGGAGCAAAAAAGAAGACAGUUUUGCAUGAAUCCUCAACUAUAUUGUAUUUGAGUUUCCUACAGAGGCAUUAAAAGGGAGGGCAUUUUCGAUCUCUUGAUUUUCCACUUGCAAGGUAAGUAAAAAAGGGAGAAAGAUACACAAAAUAUACACAAAAGCAGGCGCGAAAAGCUUUUGUCUUAAGAGAUCUAUAUCUCCAUACUCAAAGUGGAAAAAGAGUUGGAAGAAAGAAAGAAGAAACAAGGUUUGACCGAGGAAGUCGAGGUCACGCACCUACUAGCACUAAGGGGAAGACGGAAAAUGGCAUCGUCAUCGAAUUCUCCAUGUGCAGCCUGCAAGUUUCUGAGGAGAAAAUGCCAACCAGAAUGCGUCUUCGCUCCCUAUUUUCCACCGGAUCAGCCACAAAAAUUUGCCAACGUGCACAAGGUAUUUGGGGCAAGCAAUGUCACAAAACUACUAAACGAGUUGCAUCCCUCCCAACGCGAGGAUGCUGUGAACUCUUUGGCAUAUGAAGCAGAUAUGCGUCUUCGCGACCCAGUCUACGGCUGCGUUGGGGUCAUCUCUCUCUUGCAGCACCAACUUCGCCAGCUGCAAAUGGAUCUAAGCUGUGCCAAAUCUGAACUUUCCAAAUAUCAGAACCUAGGCAUCACAGGUCAUGCCGGUAUAUUUGCUGCUGCGGCUGCUGCAGCCACUGCUACCACACACAAUCAUAAUCACCACCACAACCAUACACAGAAUCUGGGGAUCAAUCUGAUCGGAGGUGGCGGUGGGGGAAGGGACCACCACUACCACCACCAACUAUUUUCAAGGGAUCAGCAGCAGAUGAUGAGAAGCUUUGAUGCUGCUAACAACUAUGAUGGAAGCCUUCUGGCCAUGAAUGUUUCUGCAAGCAUUGGACAGCGGAGUCAGUUCCAGCAACCCAGGGCUGCUGCGGGAGAUGACCGCCGCACCAUUGAUCCCUCUUAGUUUUCUGAUUAUUGCCUGGGCUGGAGUUUGAAGGAAUGGCUCAAAGGAGAGACGCAUAUUGACUUGCUCUUUAGUUUUUUUCCCUAUAUUCGACUCUAAAAUCAUCUGAAAGGAAAUAUGAAUGUUCCAUUUCAAAAAUGUACUUCCUUCUCCAGCAUCACAGUAUAACACCAGUAGUUCGUGGGGUUUUUUGCCUCUGAAAAUGUACCAUGGCAAGGCAUGGGCUGGUUUUGUUUCCUUCACUUUGAAAUUUUCUCUUUUAAACAGUUAAACAGACAACAAUGUUAUUUGCAAUGUGAAGCUACCGUUUCUUUUGUUUGCUUUUCUCUUUAAACCGUGGAUUAUUGUAUGAUGAACAUUGCAUUCUGAUCGUUGGUUCGGAAUCCCAUGUAGAG